Molecule: messenger RNA, 1427 nt
Organism: Lindgomyces ingoldianus
Lineage: Eukaryota; Fungi; Ascomycota; Dothideomycetes; Pleosporales; Lindgomycetaceae
Product: NAD dependent epimerase/dehydratase family protein-like protein
Exons: 5
Coding region: 125-1288 (387 amino acids)
Source: RefSeq, a predicted model, not a curated record
CUCACCAGGCGCGCCAAAGGUUACCGCCUGCCCGCACCAACUGAUCAUCUCUCUUCUCUGUCAAAACCCCACCUCAACACCUUUUCAUUACUGAUUUCUGACACUGAGAAUCCCUUUUUUCGUCAUGACAGAGAACGGCGCGGUGCAGACCGACCCCACCACCUCCACCUCCACCACAGCGGAGAAGCCUGCUGUUCUGAUUAUUGGCGGCUUAGGCUAUAUGGGACGAUUCCUCGCCCGCUACAUCCACGACAACAACCUCGCAUCCGAAAUCCGCCUCGUAGACAAACACCUCCCAGAGCUCGCGUGGCUCGCCCCAGAGUUCAAGGAAGCAUGCUCGAGAGAGCGGUUCAUGCAGGCUGACGCCUCGCGAGAACAGUCCCUCCAGCGAGUCUUCGACCGAGACCAUGGCAAGCAGUUCGACUACGUUUUCAAUUGUGGAGGUGAGACUCGAUAUUCGCAGGAGGAUGAGGUCUACAAGAUGCGCUCGUACGGCCUCUCGAUGGCUGUGGGCAAAGAGGCUGCCAAGCGAGGCGUGAAGUGCUUCGUCGAACUUAGCACUGGCAUGAUCUACAAGCCCGAUUCGAUCCCACGAAAAGAGACAGACAAGCUGAAGCCGUGGUCGAAACUCGCGAAGUGGAAGCUGAACUCUGAAGACGACCUGGCUAAGGUUGAAGGGCUGAAUCUGAUGGUGAUGCGUAUGGCGCAUGUCUAUGGCCCGUACACAAGCAAAUUCAUCUCCACAGCAUUAUGCAUGGCGCGCGUAUACCAAUUCCUGAACAAGGAGAUGAAGUUCCUGUGGAAGGAAGAUCUAAGGACAAACACGGUUCACGUCGAGGACGCGGUGAGAGCCAUUUGGACAGGCGCCGAAUGGUAUGUGAAGGCACCCCCACCUCGGAGACCUGUGCCCAUCUUCAACAUAGUGGAUCAUGGGAAUACUUCCCAAGGCAUCAUGGCCAAGCUAAUGCACGAAACGUUCAACAUCGACACAGGCUUCCACGGAACCUUGAUAUCGGCUUUCGCUCGGCUCAACCUCGAUCAUGUCGUUGAUGAGGUCAAUGACGAGACAUUGGACCCAUGGGCUGAUCUUCAGACCAAGGCUGGCAUCAGCAAGUCCACGCCCCUCAGCCCGUUCAUGGAAAAGGAGUUGCUCAAGGACACGGACCUGAGUCUUGAUGGGAGUGCUUUCGAGAGGGCGACAGGGUUCCAGUACGAGCAUCCACAGCUGACAAAAGACGAGAUCGAGAAAGUAGUAGCAAGCUACCGCACCAUGGGAUGGUGGCCAUAGCCAGCGCCACCACGACGAACCGCCCCUCCCUUAUGCGAUUUGCAGACCGCACACUUCCCGAUGUCCUGAUGCUCUCACCAUAUCCGACGGCUCUCUCGUACGAUUUCUCCGAUGAUCCGUCUCACCUACCCACACACCA